This is a messenger RNA of Aquila chrysaetos chrysaetos, 1305 nucleotides long. RefSeq names its product homeobox protein Nkx-3.1-like. The record is from RefSeq and is a predicted model, not a curated record. Gene Ontology annotation, molecular function: DNA-binding transcription factor activity, RNA polymerase II-specific; RNA polymerase II cis-regulatory region sequence-specific DNA binding. Gene Ontology annotation, biological process: regulation of transcription by RNA polymerase II. Bases 1 to 981 code for a protein of 326 amino acids. Lineage: Eukaryota; Metazoa; Chordata; Aves; Accipitriformes; Accipitridae. The transcript has 3 exons.
AUGCGAUUAUCAGCGGCUACGUGGUCAAGAGACGACUCGGAGCUGAACUUGGCGCCAGGUCAGGUAGCCUUGAGUUCUGCUAACUGCCGCGCUCAGAGAUUAGGCGGAUGUAACAAUCACCUGAAAGGGGAGAUUAAAGCGCCUCUCAAUGGGGCCCUUUGUUCUCGGCCUCAUUUAAUGCUUUGCGGCCUUUUCAAACCACGUCGCGGAAGGCGCUUUAAAUGUUUGCCCCCGCAGCCAGGGCGGCUUCAGCCGUCGGAGGACAGCAGCCGCACGUGCGGCCGCUGCCUACGUCACCGUCCGCGCGACCCGGCGCCCGCUGAGGGAAGGGUGCGUCGCUUGUGUCUCGCGUGUGUCGUCUCCCCCGCCUCCCCGCGACGUCCCCAUCCUGUCCCCGCAGCCGCGCUCCGGGACCGGGAGGCCGCGGACCCCAGCAGCAGCCCCGGGCACGAAGCGGAGGCGGGCGGCGGGGCCGCGCCCGGUCGGCCCCGCACCAAGUUCUCGGCCGCGCAGCUGCAGGAGCUGGAGCGGAGCUUCCGCGAGCAGCGCUACAUCGGCGCCAGCGAGAAGCGGCGCCUGGCCGCCGCGCUGAACCUCUCCCAGAGCCAGAUAAAAACCUGGUUUCAGAAUCGUCGUAUGAAGUUUAAACGUCAGACUCAGGAUGCCAGGGUGGAAGCUCUUUUCUCAGGCUUAUUUUUGCCCUAUCGUUGUUACCCAGAUAUUGGCACAUCCAGCUAUUCUCAGGGGAUAGAUGUCAAUGUAUCUUCUACCUCUACUGUUUCCCUUCACCCAGCUAUGCCAAGCCCUGCCUUGUUGUUACCUUCUGUUCCAGCUCCGUCCCUUCAGCCAGUUUUGCCAAGUCCGGCUUUACUAUUGCCUCCCAGCCCAGGAUUAUCUUGUUACUCUUCUGUAAUUCCAGCAAUGACUCUAACCGAUGACCAUAAAAGACUGAGGUUCCAGCCGUAUCUUCCUUCCUGUUAAAAAUGCCAAAGAUUACCUGUAAUCUAAAUAAGAACUGCCAAAUAUCUCCAAGAGUAAUUAUUUAAUUUAUUGUGUUAUAUUAAAUAGAUUGAUGAUUCAGGUUUUUUUUUUAAUCGAAUUUGGCGGUUUAUGUUAAAGGAGAAGAGAAUUUGCCUCUACUAGAGAAGUAAUACUGACAGUGGAAGUGGAAGACUUGAAGCUUCCCUUUAUUCCUACAGUCUUCGCUAUGCUGUACUGAAACUUCUAUAUGAAUUUUCCUAUCCAAAAGUUUGUUGUCAGAAAACAACCUAUAAUCAUGUGGGGAUCUCCGCUGAAAAAGUGGAG